Molecule: messenger RNA, 1659 nt
Organism: Halteromyces radiatus
Lineage: Eukaryota; Fungi; Mucoromycota; Mucoromycetes; Mucorales; Cunninghamellaceae
Exons: 3
Coding region: 73-1497 (474 amino acids)
Molecular function (GO): histone deacetylase activity
Source: RefSeq, a predicted model, not a curated record
CAUUGGACUGAAUACAAUUAACUUUAUCAUUCAAACUAUUAGAGAGACACUUUUUAUUAUUCAGACAAUUCGAUGCCACGCAAAAGCCAAAAAGAAGAGGAUGUGACUUUUAUGGACGACUACAAAUCAACACAAAAGAAAAAAUAUAUGACACCUAGCAAUGUACGAUUAGCUUCUCACAAUAAGACACGAGUAGCUUAUUUCCACGAUGAAGGUGUUGGCAAUUAUCACUAUGGAGAACGACAUCCUAUGAAACCACACCGACUUACUCUUACGAACCACCUUGUUUUGAACUAUGGAUUACAUAAAAAAAUGGAAGUUUUUCAACCUAGACGUGCUACUGAUAAUGAAAUCUUGGAAUUCCAUGCUCCGGAUUAUGUUGACUUUUUGAAAAGAGUGACUCCAGACAAUGCGGAAGAGUUUGAACAAGUAUUUCAACGAUUCAAUGUUGGAGAUGAUUGUCCUAUUUUUGAUGGUAUUUACGACUUUUGUCAACGAUAUGCGGGUGCGUCUAUUGAGGCGUCAAGGAAACUGAUAGCAGAUGGAGCGGAUAUAUGUAUCAACUGGUCAGGUGGAUUACAUCAUGCAAAGAAAAGUGAAGCCAGUGGAUUCUGUUUUGUUAACGAUAUUGUACUGGGUACUCUUGAACUAUUACGGUAUUUCCCUAGGGUGCUCUAUGUGGACAUUGAUAUUCAUCAUGGUGAUGGUGUACAAGAAGCAUUUUAUUCAACCAAUAGGGUGAUGACGGUAUCUUUCCACAAAUACAACGGCGACUUCUUUCCUGGUACUGGACAUUUAGACGAAAUCGGCAGUUCUUUGGGCAAAUAUUACUCAGUCAAUGUACCAUUACGAGACGGUAUUGAUGAUGAUGCUUAUAUCUGGCUUUUCAAGGAAGUAAUGGAUGGCGUGAUGGCAACUUAUCAACCUUCGGCAAUUGUACUGCAGUGCGGUGCAGAUUCUUUGGGCUGCGAUCGACUUGGCUGCUUUAAUCUAAGUAUAGAAGCUCACGGACGAUGUGUACAAAUCAUGAAGGAUUACAAGGUUCCAAUGAUGGUAGUUGGUGGUGGAGGUUAUACAGUGAGGAAUGUUGCUCGGUGCUGGACAUAUGAAACUUCGAUUCUGGUGGAUCAAGAACUCUCUAAUGAUUUACCUCCAAAUGAAUACAUUGACUUUUUCCGACCGGAUUAUCAAUUACAUCCUUACCUAUCUGGACGUGUGGAAAAUCAAAAUGAUCGACAAUAUCUACUCAAGGUACGGGAACGUGUGAUGGAACAACUUCGUUACUUGGACGCUGCACCUAGUAUUCAAAUGCAAGAAAUUCCUCCGGAUAUCCAAGGUUUCUUAGAUGGUGAUGAGGAAUUGCAAGAUGAAGAGGAUGAUUUAGAAAAAGAUCAAAGACCUACCUUUCCAAAGAAUAGACUGGUACCUGAUGCCGAAUGGUAUGAAGAUGAUGAUGAUAAUGAUGGUGAAACUGGUGCCUCUGAUAUGGAAUUUUGAUUAGUUUUAUUAUUAUGAUUCCUCUUUUUUUUUAUUCAUUCAUUUAUUCAUUUUGAUUUUUUUUAUAUAUAUAUAGUUUAUAUUAUAGUAAUUAUUAUCUUCCCAAUUUUUUUUUUUUAUAUUUAUUUAUUUAAUUAUUUUUGUAUCAUAUUCUUGUUCUCU